AUGGCCACCGAAAACACCACCACAAUUUACGAGGAAGUCCGCAAGCACUACAGCGCUGCUUCGCGCAGCGUCAGUACCAAGUACGGAGAAGCUGUGGCCAAGUCCUUCGGCUAUACUGCCGAAGAGCUCGCAGCCAUCCCAGCUGAAGCCAACCUUGGCCUCAGCUGCGGCAACCCGCUGGCGAUUGCAAGCGUCAAAGAGGGAGAAACGAUUAUCGACCUCGGCAGCGGUGCUGGCUUCGAUGUCUUCCUAGCAGCUAAGCGGGUUGGCGCCAACGGAAAGGCGAUUGGUGUGGACAUGAACGACGACAUGCUUGAGAGGGCCAGGAAGAUCUUGGAGAGCCAGCCAGAGGAGGUAAAGAAGGUGGUGUCAUUCGUUAAGUCUAACAUCACAGAUAUGUCAUCUGUGUUGGAGGAUGGUGUGGCGGAUUGUGUCAUCUCGAACUGUGUCAUCAACCUUGUGCCAGCGGCAGAGAAGCCAAAGGUCUUCAAGGAGAUGUACCGCGUUCUGAAGCAUGGAGGACGUGUCGCGGUAUCGGACAUCUUAGCCAAACAGGACUUGCCGGAGCAGUUAGUCAAAGAUGUGGCGAUGUAUGUGGGAUGCAUUGCUGGAGCGAGCAAGGUGGAAGAGUACGAGACUUGGCUUAAGGAAGCUGGAUUCAAGGACGUCUUGAUCAUCGAUACGAAGUCUGAUCUUAACGUCUAUGUUGAGAUCGGGGAGGAUGGCGAGAAGAAAAGGAGCACUGAAGCGAAGAAUGACCUGUGCUGUGGCCAGAACCUUCAAAACUGUGCCUUAAUCCCGGCUGCUUCUGAGGAGUCUGGAGGCUGCUGCGGUGCCAAUAAGGCCGAGCCUGCUUUCCAGAAACAGGGCGAGGGAUGUUGCAAGAUGUCUGCCGGUGUUUCUUCAUCUGCCGGCUGCUGUGGUGCACCUUCGAGUUCUUCACCCGCUCCCAGUGGUUGCUGCGGGGUUCCGGUUCCUGCUGGUCUGGCUGAGUCACUGUCGAAGACUGAUCUCAAUGAAUAUGUCGGAUCUUUCAAGAUUUAUGCACUCAAGGGUUGA
Molecule: messenger RNA, 1059 nt
Organism: Thermochaetoides thermophila DSM 1495
Lineage: Eukaryota; Fungi; Ascomycota; Sordariomycetes; Sordariales; Chaetomiaceae
Product: methyltransferase-like protein
Exons: 3
Coding region: 1-1059 (352 amino acids)
Molecular function (GO): methyltransferase activity
Source: RefSeq, a predicted model, not a curated record